CGAGACUCGAGAGAGAGAGAGAGAGAGAGAGAGAGAGAGAGAGAGAGAGAGAGAGAGAGAGAGAGAGAGAGAGAGAGAGCAAUGAGCAUCAUCGCAGGCUCCUACGAGAGAUUCAUAUGGGGUUUCAAGCUCAAACCCACAAACCACGACGCCGACACUCAAACCCUAACCCUCUCCCCUCUCUUCUCCUACCCUUCCCACAUCUCCUCCAUCACCACCGUCGCUUGCUCCGGUCCCGCCGCCGCUUCCGGCGGCUCCGACGACACGAUCCACCUCUACGACCUCCCUUCCGCCUCCUCCCUCGGCUCUCUCCUCGACCACAACCACGCCGCUUCCAUCACCGCCCUCUCCUUCUACACCCCCUCCUCCCUCUCCUUCCCUCGCAAUCUCAUCUCCGCCGCCGCCGACGGCUCCGUCGCCAUCUUCGACACGGACCCUUUCGUCCUCCUCAAGUCCUUUCGUCCUCACAAGAAGGCCGUCAACGAUCUAUCGAUUCACCCUUCCGGGAAGCUCGCCUUGGCUGUGUACCGUGACGAGUGCUUUGCGAUGUUGAACCUCGUGAGAGGGAAGAGGAGUUUUUGUUGUAGGUUGGGGCACGAGGCGAGUCUUGUCAAGUUUGAUCCGAGUGGGGAGAGGUUCUUCAUGGUGGUGAAUAGUAAAGUUGGUGUUCAUCAGUCUGAGGAUGCUAAGCUUCUUCUCGAGCUUGAUAAUGGUAGCCGUAAGCGUAUACUCUGUGCUUCUCCUGGAGAUAGUGGGACUCUGUUUACAGCUGGUGAGGAUCGGGCUAUAACAGCUUGGGACACAAAUAGCGGGAAGCUUGCUUAUUCCAUACAAGACGCUCACCCAGCUCGUAUCAAGGGUGUUGUCACGCUUACAAGGAAUGAAAGUGACGGUUCAUCGGAAGAUCCGUACUUGGUUGCUUCUGCAUCUUCUGAUGGGAUCAUACGUGUUUGGGACAUGCGAAUGGCUGCUAAAGAGAGUGCAAAACCAUUAGCCGAGACAAACACUAAAUCGAGGCUUACUUGUCUUGCCGGGUCAGCUCUUAAAUCUAUGAGACGGCCACAGAUUGGAAAUCGAAAGCCUCAGAAGCUAGAAGAAGAGCCCAACUCAGAAUGAGAGCUGCUUAUUGACGACGACUAGUGGAAAGCUUUUGAGCUGACAAUUUUCUUUUAUAAGUUUUUGUAGAAUAAUGAUCCACUAUGUCCUUGUCGAAUUACAAUUAAACAAUUUUGUGAAACCCUUAAUGAUCCACUAUUUAUAAUUCACAUGAGUUAUGGCA
Raphanus sativus (radish) is the source of this 1279-nucleotide messenger RNA. RefSeq lists its product as uncharacterized. The record is from RefSeq and is a predicted model, not a curated record. Gene Ontology annotation, molecular function: protein binding. NCBI's taxonomy places the organism in Eukaryota, Viridiplantae, Streptophyta, Magnoliopsida, Brassicales, Brassicaceae. The transcript is spliced from 3 exons. The coding region runs from base 82 to 1116 and encodes 344 amino acids.